GAACUAUGGUACUCCAUGCAACACUCCUUUACCAAGCCAAGAGAUAAUAGACUCCGUGAAACAUCCGCUUGAACAUUGUUUUUGUCUCUUUCAAAAGCAACCAUGAUAGUAUUCCUUCUUCUACUCGGAGCUGCGUCGGUAUAUGGGCAAGGUCAUGGUCACGGUCACGGUCACGUACACUCCUGUAUCCAUAACAACCACCAGCAGAUGACGGCAAACCAGGUGAUCGCCAGCGUCAUCGUCGACAUGGAGAAAGAUGGCGACGGCGCUGUGACACAGGCUGAAGUCAUGGCUGAAUUCGUCACCAAAUACGACCAUGACGGUAACGGCGAGAUUUCCGAAGAUGAGUUUGUAAAGCAAUGGCAUCACCACUACCACGACGAACACGACUUCGCCAGCUACCUCUUCCACCACUUCGACAUAAACGACGACUUGAAACUGACCGACGGUGACAUCGCCGCUCUGGAGUUGUCCCUUGAUAUUGAUGGUGAUGGUAACGUCUCAGUCUCAGAGUUCCAGGCCUAUUUGACCAACCUCUACACAAACUGUGUGACACAUCAUGGGCGGUAGAACCGCAAUUUAAUAAAAAACACUUCCUGUCA
This is a messenger RNA of Haliotis rufescens (red abalone), 602 nucleotides long. RefSeq lists its product as uncharacterized. The record is from RefSeq and is a predicted model, not a curated record. The transcript is spliced from 6 exons. Bases 103 to 570 code for a protein of 155 amino acids. NCBI's taxonomy places the organism in Eukaryota, Metazoa, Mollusca, Gastropoda, Lepetellida, Haliotidae. Gene Ontology annotation, molecular function: calcium ion binding.